AUGAAUUAUUUAAUUUGUUUAAUUAUUUACUUUGCAGUAAUUGUGAACAUUGAUUGUGGAUCAUCUGCUCCUAGUUACACCGAUGACUUUUCGGUGGUCUGGACGGGGGAUACGGACUACAUCAGCAAUGGGAUGUCAAAGACUGUCCCAGCCAUCAACUCGGUAUCAAACGUUCUGAACACUCUAAGAGUGUUUACUAGCCGGAAAAAGAACUGUUACAUCAUCCCGGCUGAGCAGGGCGGCAAAGUUCUUGUCGUUGCGAGUUUUUACUACGGUAAUUAUGACCAGAAAUCAUCUCCGCCUUCUUUUGAUCUUCAUUUUGAUGGGAACUAUUGGACUACGGUCCAGACGUCGAGGACUUUGUUCGAAAUUUACGAGGUAAUUUAUGUCGUCAAGGGAGAUUCCACCAGCAUUUGUCUUGCUCAAACAUUACCGGGUCAAUAUCCCUUCAUUUCUGCUCUUCAAGUCCGAAGCUUGGAUCUCGACAUGUAUAAUUCUAUGGACAAUGAUCGUGCUUUGUCUUUGAUCAAAAGGGUUGCUUAUGGUGCCAACCAAACUGUCGGACUAUGGAGACCUGCCGUGCCUGGAGACGGGUUAAUUGCAGUGACAAAUACGGAGUCCCCGAAAAUUUUAACCGGUUACCCGGAUUAUCCACCGGAACAAGUGUUGCGAAAUGCCGAGACCUUGACGAACGCGUCCAAUACAAUUAUACUUGGGGUAACUAGUUCGCCGACUCCAAUUCGCUUGUACAUGAACCUGUAUUUCUCCGAAGUGGCCCGCCUUAAUUUCACAGACAAGAGAUCUUUCACUUUGUACAAGGAUGGGGAAUCUUACUCCGACCCCAUCUUGCCGCCCUUUGGCGGAUUCAAGGAAGUUACCGUGACCGCCGACGAGGUUACAUCGGACACCAAAUUCUCUCUUGACCAGGAUGGUGCAUCCACGUUGCCACCUCUGAUCAACGCUAAAGAAGUGUUCUACGUUAGCGAUAUAUUGACCAAUGGCACAAACAGAGAAGAUGUGGCUGGCUUAGCUUUGUUGCAAAAAACUUUUGAUGUGCUACGAGAUUGGAGUGGUGAUCCGUGCCUUCCAGCACCUUAUUCAUGGGACUGGAUUACCUGUAACAGUAAUUCCACACCUCGAGUUACAGCACUGUUCUUAAGCAGCUUUGGUUUAACAGGGCUACUUCCGGACAUAAGUUCCAUGGAUUUUCUUCAAACCAUUUUUACUGAAGAAAAUGACUUCUAUAUAUGUAUAUCCUUUUCUGAUUUGAAUAAUAACAGCCUAAGUGGACCUAUCCCUGAAUUUCUCGGUUCAUUGCCUUACCUUAAACAAUUAAAUUUGGCUAAUAAUCAAUUUAGCGGACCAAUUCCAGCCUCACUUUCCAAGAAGAGCAACUUGAAUCUUGUCACACCGCCUUCGACGAAUUCAGGUCCGACGUCCUCCGGAAGUCCGGCAUCCGGAGGCUCUUCCAGCUCCGAGAAGAAAAGCAGCAACAAAAUGUUGUUUAUCAUUCUGGGCACCACGAUCCCAGCCUUAGUACUCAUCUGUGUUGGUGUAAUUUGUAUUGUCGUAUUCAUAUGUUGCAGGAAGAAACAACCAGCUGAUUUGGAUUCAUCAAACUACAAUACAGCAGUAAUCGGUUUAGUGACAAUUGUACUCCAAUUUCCUACCCAGCUGAGUCUAGGAACCGGCGUCGAUCCUUGUCUUCCCACCCCGUUGGAUUGGAUCGAAUGCAGCAGUGGGACAUAUCCUCGUGUAACAGCAUUAGAAAUGCAGCAUAACUACUUAACAGGAUAUAUUCCUAGUUUUCUGGGAAACUUGCCAUAUCUAGAAGAGUUCUUCUAUGACAACCCUUUCUUGAACCUCCCAACACCAGCUCAGCCUCCGUCUUACUAUUAUAGUCCACCUUUAUAUGGAGGAACGCCACCAGCUACGCCUUUUUAUACCUAUACUCCACCUUCCUCGUAUGGAGGAGGAUCACCACCUCCACCUUCGUAUACCUAUUAUAGUCCACCGUCUUUAUAUGGAGGAAAUCCACCACCUCCGCCGCAUUAUACAUAUAGAAGUCCUUAUCAAUAUCAAAGUACUCCAGCAAGGAAGAAGAAAGGCAGUUUGGCGGCCAUAAUUGGUGGCGUCGCUGGAGGGUUGAUUCUGCUUGGCGCUGCUGUUGGAGUUUUUGCUGUGUUUCGGCAUAAAUCUAGGGUUACAGCAGCAGUUGCACAAGCUAAUGCAGGCAGGAAUUUGCAGAGCCAGAUUACACAUGGUAGGAAACUUGGGGAAACAAAUUACAAGGAUGUCCAAGGUUUACAGAAAAUUAUACUAGCAUUUCCGAUCCUGAGUCUGACUUUGGGAACCAAUGAUGAUCCGUGUCUUCCAACCCGGUUGUCUUGGAUCGAAUGCAGCAGCGCGACAUAUCCUCGUGUGACAGCAUUGGACCUUGGGAACGAGGGUCUGUUCGGAUUUAUCCCGGAUUUCAGCAUAAUGGAUGCUCUGGUGACAAUAGACAUGAGCAACAACGCCUUAACCGGAAACGUUCCUAGCUUUCUUGGGUUUUUGCCAAAUCUUGAAGAGUUAAACUUGGCGAAUAAUCUUCUGACCGGAUACGUUCCAGCCUCAAUACUACAGAACAAGAACUUGAUAACAGAUUUCUCAGGGAACUAUGCUCUGUACCAGCUGCCACCGCCUUCGCCUCAAAUAGUUAGCAGCCCACCUUUUUAUGGAGGAAGAUCACCCCCUCCGCCUUUGUAUACCUAUUACAAUCCACCUUCAUCAUAUGCCGGAAGAUCACCUCCACCGCCUCCACCUCCUUAUACCUAUCAAACUCCUUAUUCAUAUCAAAUUACACCAGCAAAGAAGAAGAAGAAAAGCAAUUUGGCAGCCAUAGUUGGUGGCGUCGCCGGAGGGUUGGUUCUGGUCGGCGCUGUUGUCGGAGUUUUUGCUGUGUUUCAGCAUAAAUCCAGGGUCGCAGCAGCUGUUGCACAGGCUAAUGCAGGUGGACGAACAAGUGCCGUAUCAUCAGAUGGAAGGAAUCUGCAGAGCCACAUUUCAAGUUUUAGUAGAGUAGUAGGCGGAACAGAUUCUAGAGAUGUACAAGGUUUACAGACACUUAUUGAUCAGUUCGUAACCCUGUAUCUGACUACGGGAUCCGUUGACCCUUGUCUCCCAACUCCAUUGUCAUGGAUCGAAUGCAACAGCGCGACAUCUCCUCGCGUUACAGCGCUGUACCUUGCCAGUGCGAAUCUAUUAGGACCAAUUCCAGAUUUCAGCGUAAUGGAUGCGCUUGAGACCAUAGAUAUGCAGAAUAACGCCUUAACCGGAAACAUUCCCAGUUUUCUGGGGAACAUGCCAAAUCUUAAAGAGCUAAACUUGGCGAAUAAUAUUCUCAGCGGAAACAUACCAUCCUCAAUACUACAGAACAAGAAGCUGAAAACAGAUUUUUCUGGGAAUUCCUUGUUACAGGUUCCAAGUAGUUCAAGUGGAGGGACAACUACAACAAGUACAACUACAUACACAUAUGCAAGCACACCAACAAGGAAGAAGAAAAGCAAUUUGGGAGCCAUAAUUGGUGGCGUCGCUGGAGGAUUGACCCUGAUCGGCGCUGCUGUUGGACUUUUCGCUAUGUUCCAGCACAAAGCUAAGGUUGCUGCAGCAGUUGCACAAGCUAAUGCAGAAGCUACCAAGCCCACACAGUUUUCUACAGGCGAAACGCCUUUGAAUCCUGCUGCAACAACACGAAGUUAA
Oldenlandia corymbosa var. corymbosa is the source of this 3741-nucleotide messenger RNA. NCBI's taxonomy places the organism in Eukaryota, Viridiplantae, Streptophyta, Magnoliopsida, Gentianales, Rubiaceae. The record is from the annotation of a GenBank genome assembly.